AUGCUGAAGAGCCGCUUCAAUGAACUGGGAUUGCAGGCAGAGAUCAACCGCAGGCUUCAUGACUCAGAAAAGCUACCAGACAAGAAGAUUGUGCCUCUGGCAGCAAAGGCAGUCGAUGUCUUGCAUGAAAUCGAGCAAAUGCUCCAGCCCGCCCAGCUGGUGUUGGCCCACCACUUCUCGGGUACAUCUGCCUCCACCCUUGCUUUGGCUUCUAACGCUGAACCCAACAUAGGCUACGUAAGCAGCAAAUGUCUAGUGGCCGCAGUCUCACUUAAGAUCCCGGAUCUUCUCUUCAAGAAUGGUGACAUGACUGUUCUCGAACUAGCAAACGCCGCCGGAGCUCUUGAGGGCCGACUACGACAGAUCUUACGUCUGCUCUACAACAAUGGUAUCUUUACAUACAAUGCCGAGAAUGACUCUUACGCGAACAAUUUCCGCUCGGAAAUGCUGCGCUCAGACCACUGGACUCAAUGGCAUAACUGGGUUGACCUCUAUGGCAACGAAUUCUAUGACAUCGCUCGCGGUAUUCCAGCCUCCGUGCAUAAAGGAACCACUCGAAGUGCUGCUCAGCAUAAUUUCGAUACCGAUGAUAACAUGUUUACCUACUUUGAUAAGCAAGAGUGGGUUCCGCGUCUCCAUCGUACCCUUGGUAGCGGCGCCAUUGCACAAGCUCCGGGCCUUGUCGCUGAUUAUCCGUGGCACGAGGUUGGCAACAGGACGGUUCUCGAUGUUGGAGGCGGUGGUGGCGCUCUGAUUGCGUCGCUACUACGACACAAUGCCAGCAUGAGAGGUGGAGUCUUGGAUCAGCCCACAGUGAUUGAGCAUAUCCGACCUUUCUUCAAGGAGGGCGGACAGUUUGCAGACAUUGGGGCUCGUGUCUCGCAGGACGAUCUCAUUUCAGGUGACUUCUUCUCGAAGCUUCCCAGUUACGAAGUCUACGUGAUGAAAUGGUGUCUGCAUGACUGGCUCGACCCGGAGGCAAUCAAGAUUCUACGCAACAUUCGGGAAGCUAUGAUUCCGGGAGAGAAGUCUCGUCUAGUGGUGCUGGAGUCGGUCAUGGCGGAUGGGGAGAUGGGAAGACUGUCCCGAUACGGUGAUAUCAAUAUGAUGAUGACAGCCAAAGGUCAAGAGCGAACUGCGGAUGACUGGCAGCGUUUGGCGAAGGCUGCAGGUUGGGUGAUUAAGGGCAUUUAUCCGUUGAGAAAUGCCUGGGUCAGUGCGAUUGAGAUGCGUCCAGUUUGA
Molecule: messenger RNA, 1242 nt
Organism: Endocarpon pusillum Z07020
Lineage: Eukaryota; Fungi; Ascomycota; Eurotiomycetes; Verrucariales; Verrucariaceae
Exons: 1
Coding region: 1-1242 (413 amino acids)
Molecular function (GO): O-methyltransferase activity
Source: RefSeq, a predicted model, not a curated record